Molecule: messenger RNA, 618 nt
Organism: Penicillium brevicompactum
Lineage: Eukaryota; Fungi; Ascomycota; Eurotiomycetes; Eurotiales; Aspergillaceae
Product: ATG16 family protein
Exons: 3
Coding region: 1-618 (205 amino acids)
Source: RefSeq, a predicted model, not a curated record
AUGGCCCACUGGAGGGAGGAGUACUUGGCUGCACUGACAGUCCGAGAUCACCGAGAGAAGGCAAACGCUAAUCUCUACAAUGCCUAUGCUCAGCUCGCAGAUCGCACUAGCUUGUUAGCGACCGCAACAAAUACUAGUUCAGCGCCAUCACAAGGCGAAAUCCACCGCUCGAUACCAUCGCCGUUGAUAACGGUCUCUAAGAAGCAACGUGGGAGCGAGGCGGGUCCCACUCCAGCUGAACUGCUCAACAUAACGCGUGCAGACUUGUCGGAAGCCCAGCGCUUCCGCUCAGAACUGCAGGAGCAACUUGGUCGCCUGACUUUAGAAGUGGAAAGCCUCCGUAAGAAAAGCACCCAACAAAGUCGACGUAUCAGCACUUUGGAAAGCGAGAGAGCGCAACUGCAAAUGCGGCUGAGAGAUCGAGAUGCCGAGCUAAAGGGGAAAGCCAAACUAUUGGAGGACUUCCAAGAUGAGAUGGCGACACUGAAUCUUCAAUUAAAUAUGGCGGAAGAGAGAUCAACUCGGCUCCAGAAAGAGAAUCAAGAUCUUGUCGAUCGUUGGAUGGCAAGGAUGGGCCAAGAAGCCGAAGCCAUGAACGAUGCGUCCAAAUACUCAUAG